CUUUCUGUCUCCCUCACACACACUUCUCCCAUCCAGCUAGCUUUUGCAGAUCGAGCGAACCUUCAACACAAACCGGCCAGCUUGUUCCUCUCCUCUCUCUCUCUCUCUCUCUCUCUCUCGGUCGCAGCCAGCUAACUUCGAGUGUGAAGAACACUCACGCUAGCUAGCUUUCUCAAGGCCACAUACGCUAGCUCCGCCUCCACGCGCGGCGUACGUCUAGUUUGAUUGAGGCUGAAGAGAGUGCGUGUUUGGUAGAAGAGGCUAGCUGUUGACGAUGUCGAGCAGAAGGUCGUCGCGUGGCUCCAUCUCGGAGGAGGAAAUCAACGAGCUCAUCUCCAAGCUCCAGUCGCUGCUCCCCAACUCACGCCGACGCGGCUCCAGCCAGGCGUCGACGACGAAGCUGCUGAAGGAGACGUGCAACUACAUCAAGAGCCUUCACCGGGAGGUGGAUGACCUCAGCGACCGGCUGUCCGACCUCAUGGCCACCAUGGAUCACAACAGCCCCGGCGCGGAGAUCAUCCGCAGCAUCCUCCGCUCCUGAUCGGCAAGCAGCAGCAGCAAGCGGCACCGGCCGGCCGGCCGGCCUAUGUCGACGACGAGAUAGGCCGGGCCGGCCGGGCAACGCCCGCGGCGCCAAUUAAUCAAGCGUACGUCCUGCCGGCGCCAUUCUCCGGCCACCAGAGAGCAUUUAGCUAGGGUAUAUAUAUCUACAUAUAUAAAAUAUUUAUGUCGUAUGUCCCUCCCCAAAUGUACGAGCCACGCUUACACGCGCGUGUAUCGAUCUCUCGAUCUCUCUCUCUAAGCUCCACUCGAAGUAGGGCAUUAGCACUAGGGGCCUAAGCAGAGGCUUAUCCUCGCUUUAGCUCAUAUUUUCAUCGCUUGAUGUGUCCUCUCUGAACCCCCACAUCUUGUCUUGUUUGGUUUUUCCCUCUCCCUUCCAAUCUAUGUAAAUUUAGCUGGUGUGGUUUGGAUCGAGUUGUGUCCUCUACAGACAACCGACCGACCACUACUACCUAGAGGAAAUUAAUAUCAUCAUGGGUGUACUGCUCCAGCUUUAACUUCAAUUCAGUUGGCUACGUACUACGAGAAA
This is a messenger RNA of Oryza sativa Japonica Group (Japanese rice), 1090 nucleotides long. The record is from RefSeq and is a predicted model, not a curated record. Lineage: Eukaryota; Viridiplantae; Streptophyta; Magnoliopsida; Poales; Poaceae.